AUGUCAACUACUCCCUCCCUCCCCCUCUACCAUACCCCCUCCGCUCAAUCUCCAUCCUCCUACCUGCAAACCCCAGGGAAGGAAGAUGCAACGCCCAAGAACCACAAGCGCGGCAGCUCGCGAGUCCGAAUACCCGGCCAGCAAUCAAUAACCGCCGCUCAUGCGACCCUCACUCUUGACCAGGUCGCCGAGCGACACGCCACAUCGCUGUCCGAUGGCCUCGACCCGAGCGAUGCAAAUGCGCGACUGCACGUGCAGGGAACCAAUGAACUCCCGCACGAAGAGCCCGAGCCUCUUUGGCUUCGCUUCGUCAAGCAAUUCAAGGAGACCCUCAUCAUCCUGCUGCUCGCCAGCGCCUUGAUAUCCGCCGUCAUGGGCAAUCUGUCCGAUGCGAUGAGUAUUACCAUUGCGGUCCUGAUCGUUGUCACGGUGGCCUUCGUACAAGAGUAUAGGAGCGAAAAGAGCUUGGAGGCACUGAAUCAACUGGUGCCACACAGCGCCCACGUCAUUCGCGGCGGGAAGGGUGGACAAGGAAAUGGCUCAGCGAAGGGGCCUGGAAAGAGCGAGCUGGCGGUGGCGGAAAAGGCGAGCACCACCAUCUCGGCCACGCAGCUGGUGACGGGAGAUCUGGUGCUCAUCCAUACCGGCGACCGAGUCCCUGCAGACAUUCGUAUUACACGUGCUGUGGAUUUGGGGAUCGACGAGAGCAAUCUGACGGGGGAGAAUGAGGCAGUGGAAAAGACGGCAGACACGCUAUCUAUCUCCGAUUCUGCAGGCAUGAAUGGCCACCUCUACGGUAGCCCGACUCCCGUCACACAGCUCCGGAUCAACGAGCAGGCCAACAUCGCUUUCAUGGGCACACUUGUCCGAUCAGGCUAUGGGCAGGGUAUUGUCAUUGGAACCGGCGGGAACACCGAAUUCGGCGCCAUCAGUGCAAGCUUACAAGAGAUCGAAAGCCCUCGCACCCCCUUGCAAUUGAGCAUGGAUCGGCUUGGGAAGGAGUUGAGCUACAUGUCGUUCGGCGUGAUCGGUUUGAUCAUGCUUGUGGGCCUCUAUCGAGGCAUGCAAUUCCUCGAGCUUUUCCAGAUUGGCGUCUCCCUCGCUGUGGCAGCCAUCCCCGAAGGUCUCCCCAUCAUCGUUACGGUCACUCUGGCGCUCGGCGUGCUGCGAAUGAGCAAGCGGAAUGCCAUUGUUCGUCGACUACCCUCGGUCGAGACACUUGGAAGUGUGAAUGUCGUCUGCUCAGACAAAACAGGCACACUGACAAAGAACCACCUUACAGCGAUAAGCAUGUGGGGUUUCGGCAACGAGGGAGGACCGCAGGACGUCAGCAAAGUCCGCACAGACUCACCCAACGGAGCCGUUACUCAGGCCAUCUUGCGAGCGGCGAACAUUGCCAACAAUGCCAUGUUGAAUACUCACAGUCAUGGUGGUAUCACUGCCGCCAGCGCUGCCGUCCUUGACUCCACCCGCGCCGGGCAUCAGACGGACAGCUUGGCGACUGCGAAAAGCCGAUGGUCGGGGCAGCCAACUGACGUGGCGCUUUUGGAUCUAUUAGACGUGUUUGGGGAAGAGGAUGCGCGCGAACAUGUUGGAGCGAGAAAACAUGAGAUGCCAUUCUCCAGCGAAAGAAAGUGGAUGGGCGUUACCAUCGAAGGUCAGAACGGAGCGCCAAACACUGCUUACGUGAAGGGUGCGAUUGAAAGAGUGAUUGAACGAUGCGACACAUACCUCACCAGCUCGGGCGGCGAAGUAGUCUUGGACGACAAGAGGAGGCAGGAAGUCGAUUCUGCCGCACGUACCAUGGCAUCGACGGGUCUGAGGGUGCUCGCAUUCGCUUCUGGCGCCCCGCGGUCUGAUCGAUCACGGGCACUUGGAAGCCACAAUCGUACAGCGUCGCCUGCGAAAGUCUCAAACCGCGCUCCGGCCUCGGCACACGCGGCGCACGAGGAAAGCUAUAAUGGCCUCUGCCUCGUCGGCCUGGUGGGCAUGUCUGACCCACCCAGGCCCGGCGUUGAGAGGAGCAUCCGGCGGCUCAUGGCAGGAGGUGUCAAAGUUAUCAUGAUCACAGGAGAUGCCGAAAUGACGGCCGUCGCGAUCGCGAAGAAACUAGGCAUGCCUGUGAAUCUCUCUUCUGCCAUUGGAUCCCCAGUGAUACGAGGAGACCAGCUGGAGCAUAUGAGCGAGGCCGAGCUAGCAGAUGCCAUGAGCCGGGUGUCCAUUUUUGCACGCGCGAGCCCGGAGCACAAGCUGAAGAUCAUCGCAGCUCUGCAGUCGCGUGGAGACGUAGUAGCCAUGACCGGUGACGGAGUCAACGACGCCCCCGCCCUCAAGAAGGCGGACAUAGGCAUCUCCAUGGGCAAGCUGGGAACGGAUGUCGCGAAGGAGGCGGCAGACAUGAUUCUGACCGAUGACGACUUCAGCACCAUCCUCAGCGCUAUUGAAGAGGGCAAGGGCAUUUUCUACAACAUUCAGAACUUCCUGACUUUCCAGUUGAGCACGAGUGCGGCGGCAUUGGGCCUGGUCAUGUUCAGUUCGCUGGGCGGGUGGAGGAAUCCGUUGAAUGCGAUGCAGAUCUUGUGGAUCAACAUCUUGAUGGACGGCCCACCAGCGCAAUCCCUCGGCGUCGAGCCCGUCGAUCCCGCCCUCCUCACGGAACCACCCCGAUCCCGAACAGCAAGAGUCCUCACGCCCCGCCUCAUCCGUCGCGUCCUACAAUCCGCCUCCAUCAUCCUCGUAGGGACACUAUUCACCUACGUCUCCAACCUCUCCGCCGAAGACAUGCUCGCCCACUCCGUCUCCUCGCGCGACACCACGCUCACCUUCACGCAAUUCGUGCUUUUCGACAUGUUCAAUGCCCUCACCUGCCGCUCGGCCAGCAAAAGCGUGCUCCGCGGCGAAGUCGGCCUGACGGGCAAGAACAGCAACAAAAUGUUCAAUUUCGCUGUUGCGGGCAGUCUGGUGGGCCAGCUGCUGGUCAUCUACUUCCCGCCUUUGCAGCGCGUGUUUCAGACGGAGGCGCUGGGCUUCUUCGAUCUGCUCCGCUUGAUUUGCAUGGCGAGCAUGGUGCUUUGGGUUGACGAGGGGAGGAAAUGGUGGGAGCGGAGGAGGGGACAUGCGGGUCUUGGUGGCUAUGCUGGACGGCGGGUGUAA
Messenger RNA from Neohortaea acidophila, 3153 nucleotides. Its product is annotated as calcium transporter ATPase. Gene Ontology annotation, biological process: manganese ion transport; intracellular calcium ion homeostasis; calcium ion transmembrane transport. The transcript has 2 exons. Gene Ontology annotation, cellular component: Golgi membrane; plasma membrane; endoplasmic reticulum. The record is from RefSeq and is a predicted model, not a curated record. NCBI's taxonomy places the organism in Eukaryota, Fungi, Ascomycota, Dothideomycetes, Mycosphaerellales, Teratosphaeriaceae. Bases 1 to 3153 code for a protein of 1050 amino acids. Gene Ontology annotation, molecular function: ATP binding; ATP hydrolysis activity; P-type calcium transporter activity.